AUGCACCGGCCCCCGUCCUGUAUCUCCUUCUACUGGAUUUUCUUCGCUGCCUGCAGGCUGAGAGCGGUAGAGACAGCCGAUGGAAAAUACGCUCAGAAGUUGUUUAAUGACCUUUUUGAAGAUUACUCCAAUGCCCUCCGUCCUGUAGAAGAUACAGAUACCGUCUUGAAUGUCACCCUACAGAUCACUCUUUCUCAGAUUAAGGAUAUGGAUGAAAGAAACCAAAUUCUGACUGCCUACUUGUGGAUCCGCCAAACCUGGCGUGAUGCCUACCUCACGUGGGAUCGAGAGCAGUAUGACGGACUGGACGCCAUCAGGAUCCCCAGCGACCUGGUGUGGAGGCCGGACAUCGUCCUGUAUAACAAGGCCGACGACGAGUCAUCAGAGCCCAUGAACACCAACGUGGUCCUGCGGUACGAUGGGCUGAUCACCUGGGAUGCCCCGGCCAUCACCAAGAGUUCCUGCGUGGUGGAUGUCACCUACUUCCCCUUCGACAGCCAGCGGUGCAACCUGACCUUCGGGUCCUGGACCUACAACGGCAACCAGGUGGACAUCUUCAAUGGGCUGGACAGCGGAGACCUGUCGGACUUCGUGGAAGACGUGGAGUGGGAGGUGCACGGCAUGCCCGCCGUGAAGAACGUCAUCUCCUACGGCUGCUGCUCCGAGCCCUACCCCGACGUGACCUUCACCCUCCUGCUGAAGAGGAGGUCCGCCUUCUACAUCGUCAACCUGCUCGUCCCCUGCGUCCUCAUCUCUUUCCUGGCUCCCUUGAGCUUCUACCUCCCAGCGGCCUCUGGGGAAAAGGUGUCCCUGGGGGUGACGAUCCUCUUGGCCAUGACUGUGUUUCAGCUGAUGGUAGCAGAGAUCAUGCCGGCCUCGGAAAACGUCCCUCUCAUAGGCAAAUACUACAUAGCCACCAUGGCCUUAAUCACAGCAUCCACUGCCUUGACCAUUAUGGUGAUGAACAUCCACUUCUGUGGGGCUGAGGCCCGGCCAGUGCCCCCCUGGGCUCGGGUGGUCAUCCUGAAGUACAUGGCCAGGAUCCUCUUCGUCUAUGACGUGGGGGAGAGCUGCCUCCGCACUUGGCACAGCCCGGAGCAGCAUCGGUCCCGGAGGCUGGAGGGCCCCUCCCCAGAGUCUCAUCUGAAAGUGCCCAGGAACCAAGACCUUUUGAGAAAGAAGGAAAUGAAUAAGCUCUUCAAGAAAGACUUGCGGUGCCCACAGGAGAAGUCCCAGGACACCGAGAGCCACUGUGCACGCUACCGAGCGCUGACGAGGAACAUCGGCUACAUCGCCAAGUGUCUCAAAGACCAUCGGGCCACUAACUCCAAGGGGAGUGAGUGGAAGAAGGUUGCCAAAGUCAUAGAUCGAUUCUUCAUGUGGAUUUUUUUCAUUAUGGUGUUUGUGAUGACUCUUUUGAUCAUAGCAAGAGCAGAUUAG
Molecule: messenger RNA, 1440 nt
Organism: Sorex araneus (European shrew)
Lineage: Eukaryota; Metazoa; Chordata; Mammalia; Eulipotyphla; Soricidae
Gene: CHRNA9
Product: cholinergic receptor nicotinic alpha 9 subunit
Exons: 5
Coding region: 1-1440 (479 amino acids)
Biological process (GO): signal transduction; nervous system process; chemical synaptic transmission
Cellular component (GO): postsynaptic membrane; neuron projection; synapse
Molecular function (GO): transmembrane signaling receptor activity; acetylcholine-gated monoatomic cation-selective channel activity
Source: RefSeq, a predicted model, not a curated record